This is a messenger RNA of Oncorhynchus nerka (sockeye salmon), 1594 nucleotides long. RefSeq lists its product as uncharacterized. Gene Ontology annotation, biological process: activation of innate immune response. Lineage: Eukaryota; Metazoa; Chordata; Actinopteri; Salmoniformes; Salmonidae. The record is from RefSeq and is a predicted model, not a curated record. Gene Ontology annotation, molecular function: zinc ion binding; double-stranded DNA binding; RNA binding. The coding region runs from base 581 to 1594 and encodes 337 amino acids. The transcript is spliced from 2 exons.
GUUACUCUUAUCAAUGCCUCAGUCACGUCCUUUAACAUUCAAACAUGGCGUCAGAGUCGGAUAACUAACGAUGCUUUCCGAAAAUUAGAGUCACCUGUUCUGGUUUACCAACAACAACAAAAAUGCGUCACCGGAAUUGACCUUAGCUAGAGUGAGUUUGCUAGUUAGCUUCAGUGUUGUUAGCACCGGUUAGACAUGGCAGCGAACAUUCCCCCUCCCGCCGUUAUGAAGCUCAGCGGAGAUUGGAGCACAAACUGGGAUAUGUUUAGAGGUGAAUGGGAGGACUAUGCGCUAGGGAUUUCUGGAAAAGGAAGAUGAGGUAGUGGCUGCCACUUUGAGGACUAUAAUGGGAACUGAAUGCUGACACGUAUACAAACACAACCUGAACCUAACAGCAGCUCAGCAAGAGAAGAGAAGAGAAGAGAACGUGAGCCGGGUGCGCCAUUCUCCUUGCGGAGAUGUUGCAAAAUCCAUCAACACGGUCGGUCCCUGGGAUUGGGCUGGCCAACACGAUUUGUUUGCUUGGAAGGAAAAGGAUUUGGAGCCUUUAGGACGGGAAACUUUUGGAAGGACAAUCUUGAUGGGGAUUCUAAAGCUGACGGUGAAGGACGUGUUUUGCUUCCAAGGUAACUCGUUGGAGGGAGCAUACGACGUGGCACUAAAUACAGAGGAGAAACAUGAUGAUAUCCUGAGAAGGGCAAGAGCAGUGGGAGGUGAGAGGCCGAUGAGCCACUAUGAAAUAACAAGCCUGGCGAGGAACAACUUUAGGGUUGUAACUGUCAACAUUUACAACCCAUACGUUAAGGACGAAGAGGUGAGGGCCUUUCUGGGGAGAUACAUGGCUAACAUCUCCUCAGCAAGGCACCUCAAAGACUCCCUUGGGUUUUGGAAUGGGAGGAGAGGCUUCCAGGCCCUCCUCAGGGAGGACCCAAAGGGACGUGGUGGCUACCUCCAUCCUCCUGCUAUGUUCUCCCUAGGGGCUGACAGGGGGAUGUUGUUUUAUGCACGUCAGCCCCCAUUUUGCAGGCGCUGUAUGGCCUACGGCCACAUCUUCGCCUCGUGCAGCGCAAGAAAAUGCAGAUUUUGUGGAUCUGGGGAGCACGAGGCGAAGGAUUGUGACAAGCCUAAGGCGUGCCACGGGUGUGGCUCGUCAGCACACCUGUGGCGAGGGUGCCCGGCUCGUCAGAGGUCAUACGCGUCUGUGGGGGGAGCAGGAGCGGGUGAUGGGGGAAGAAGAGGAGGGGAAGGAAGCACGCCUCAUGACCAGAGUACAGGUCCAGAGGGGAAGGCCGCAAGGAAGGAGGAAGAGCAAGAAGUGGCGGAUGGAAGAGAGAAGGAAACGGAAGGCACAGGAGUAGGAGAACCAGGAAAAGCGGCGGAAGAAGGCAACCGAGUGGAGGAGCAUGAGAGAGAAGAAAGCGAGGGAGGAGUGGUGGAGAAGGAGACGGUGGAAGAGCAAGUGGAGUGGGGGAAAGUGCCCGGUGGAAGAGAUGAGGGUAUGGUGGAGGAGCUGGCGGGGGGAGGGUGGUAUCUCUCCACUGCCGCCAUCACCAAAGAAGAGAGUGAAGAGGAGGGUGCGAUUGGCCGACAGUGA